This is a messenger RNA of Nothobranchius furzeri (turquoise killifish), 2340 nucleotides long. The record is from RefSeq and is a predicted model, not a curated record. NCBI's taxonomy places the organism in Eukaryota, Metazoa, Chordata, Actinopteri, Cyprinodontiformes, Nothobranchiidae.
UUCAAUAAAAUCUGAACAUUAAUAUUUAAGUGCAUGAAUUAAUACAUCUGAACUCAUGCAGUAGGAACUAGGAAAUAUGAAACACUAGAACCAGACACAACUUUUUAAUUUUUAUUAAUUUUAAUUUGAUUAAACAGAUUUUUUUCCUAACAUUGUUGGCAUUUUCCCACACACAGUUAAACAAAUUAAUGUUGAUUAAGGUGUGUGUGUGAGAGAGAGAUAGAGAGGGCGAGAGGGAUAGUUAAAAUAAUUUUAAAACUACCCGACCGGAGUGGAGGCAGUGACCGACGCAUGCACGAGCCGUUUUCAGCUCUGUCUUGUCAAAUGCACCACGUACGUUACGAAAAAAGUAACUUUAAAUAUUGAACUGAAAAAGAGGCGAGCUGAAGAAAACCUAGGGAGUACUGAAGAAACGUGAGCAACAGUGAAGCAAGCACAGAGAUCCGUUACUGUCUGUGUGUGUGCGUGGAUGCCUGGGCAGAGCUGACUGAGCUCCCGGCUGCAGAUGUUGUGUAGGGAGGGGCAGGCGCUCUAUGAGACUGGUCAAUCACAGAGCGUGAAGACAGCCUGUUUCCCAAUGAGGAUUUUCCUUCAGCACGAUUACAGAUGUUAACGAGUUUUACUCGUUUCAUGCUCGAAUUUGUCAAAAAUGCUUUAUCCAUCUGAAACGAGUAUCCGGCUCAUCCCUAGCUGUACCCACCCUGCCCUGCCUCCUCCUCCUUGCUGCCUGCUGGCUGUGAUCACAAGCAACAACAGAGUAGUUCCCGCUGCUUCAUCGUGAAACGGCUCAAAAAAAAAACUUGGGAUUUCAGCCGUGGCGGGCAACCACGGCUAUGUCUAUGUAAGGGAAACACUGCCAACAAGAGGAAGUGAUCUGUGCAUUUUCCAACUUUCAUGGUAAUGAGUGAAGAUGUGACUGUUGAUUCGUUCCUUGUGUUUAUAUUAUCACUCCACUUGUCUGUGUGUGCACGUUUUAGGAGCUGCUGGGUGUGCUUUGCAACAGACGAGGAUGAUCGCACAGCAGAGUGGGUGCGACCUUGUCGAUGCCGUGGCUCAACUAAGUGGGUCCAUCAAGCCUGUCUUCAGCGCUGGGUGGAUGAGAAGCAACGGGGCAACAGCACAGCUCGAGUGGCCUGCCCACAGUGCAACACCGAAUACCUCAUCGUUUUCCCCAAACUCGGUCCUGUGGUCUACGUUCUGGACCUGGCAGACCGGCUCAUCUCUAAAGCCGGUCCCUUUGCUGCAGCUGGGAUUAUGGUGGGCUCCAUCUACUGGACCGCGGUCACCUACGGAGCCGUCACAGUCAUGCAGGUUGUGGGGCAUAAGGAGGGCUUGGAUGUGAUGGAGCGGGCCGACCCGCUGUUCCUGCUCAUUGGGCUGCCCACCAUCCCUGUCAUGUUGAUCCUCGGAAAGAUGAUCCGCUGGGAGGACUACGUGCUGCGUCUGUGGAGGAAGUACUCAAACAAGCUGCAAAUCCUCAGCAGCAUCUUCCCAGGCAUCGGCUGUCCCGUUCCUCGGAUCCCAGCAGAGCCCAGUCCCCUGGCUGACCAUGUGUCAGCCACACGGAUCCUGUGUGGCGCUUUGGUCUUCCCAACCAUCGCCACCAUUGUAGGGAAGCUCAUGUUCAGCAGCGUCAACUCCAACCUGCAGAGGACUAUCCUGGGAGGCAUUGCUUUUGUGGCCAUCAAAGGAGCGUUUAAGGUUUACUUCAAACAGCAGCAGUACCUGAGACAAGCUCACCGCAAGAUUCUUAACUUCCCCGAGCCCGAGGAAGCCUGAGGAUGAAGCAUAGUCACUCCUCACCGUGUGACGCCUCUCACUUUGCAGAUUGAUGCAAUCACUAAACUGCAGCUACAAACCUGUUUCCCAUGAGGCCGUGCUGUGCCUGCUUCAAUCCCAUAAUACUAAACAUUCAGUAUUUUAAAAGCAGGAUUUGUGCAAACCCGGAGUUUUAUGAGAUGAUUGUUUUGUGUUGUCUCCUUGAUAUGAGUGAAGGCUGAUGUAGAAGGAUGAAAAUGAACUAUUAAUGAAACGCUAACGUUGAUCGGCUGAGCUGGAGAUCUGCAGUGUUUCGUUAAAGCUCAAGAUUUAAAAGCCCUCUUGUUUAAUUUCUGCGAUGAUUAUAAGUUAAAGUUCUUUAAAAUGACAGAAUUAUUCAGGUCAGAGCUGGAUUUGUGUCACCACUGAGAUAAACGAAUGCUUUGUGAUGAAAUGCUUGUUUAAUCUGAAGGAUCCAACUUGUCACUGGUCUCUGCUUAGCCUGUAGAGAAGAUGUGAACUUGUUCAACAUGUUACUUUUGAUCACUGACAUAUCUGUGAAUAAAUGUAUUUUUCCAGACA